AUGAAAAAAACAAAAAACCUUCAAUUAGAAAGCGACUCUAAUAAAAUAACAGGAAAUAAAACUGAUCUAGUUCAAAAAAAUAUCAAAAUUUCUAUUAAUAAUCAUUCAUUAAAAAAAAAUCACAAAAAAAAAACAUCUUUAUCUCAUAAUAACAAAAUCAAUAAACUCAAACAACAGGGUAUUUAUCUAUUAAAAAAAGAUAAUCCAAAUCUUGCACCGCCAAUGGAUUUAUCAUUAUAUAAUCAUAAAUAUUCAUGGUUAUACAAAAAAAAACGUAUUCAACGUAGAAAUAUACCCAAACAUUUUAUAUAA
Pneumocystis carinii B80 is the source of this 312-nucleotide messenger RNA. RefSeq lists its product as hypothetical. Lineage: Eukaryota; Fungi; Ascomycota; Pneumocystomycetes; Pneumocystales; Pneumocystaceae. The coding region runs from base 1 to 312 and encodes 103 amino acids. The record is from RefSeq and is a predicted model, not a curated record. The transcript has a single exon.